Messenger RNA from Lichtheimia ornata, 1617 nucleotides. RefSeq lists its product as uncharacterized. The record is from RefSeq and is a predicted model, not a curated record. The transcript has 10 exons. Lineage: Eukaryota; Fungi; Mucoromycota; Mucoromycetes; Mucorales; Lichtheimiaceae. Bases 1 to 1617 code for a protein of 538 amino acids.
AUGCAAUGGCGCUCCUUCGUCAUGCUCUCGGUCGGCAUGACCGUAGUGCUACUUGUUAGUCUUCUUGCCGAUCCACCUUAUCCACGACCUGUCCAAGUCUACGCCUCCAAUCCAGUGCGCAUGCGAAGGCCUCAACCCAAUCAAGUUAUCUUGACAAUGACGGACGAUUUCUUGUAUCAAACGCUGAUCUGGUAUGAGAUGCCUCUGGCUGGAGCCUCUUCAAAUGGCGUGGUGCAUGGCAUUGGGCCCAUGAAAACCGGGGUUGUGGGUGUGCUGCAACAACGUCGAAAGCCAUUGGAGACAUUGCGUAGCAACCGAAGCACCUUGGUAUCAGAUGAGUGGAGUGUGCAAUUUGAGCAUACCCUUUCAGGCCCCAUUUCCAAGAUAUCGCAUGCACCUCCUCCUCCAGCACCUUCCGAUUCAGAUCAUCGUCUCCAAUUUGCCGUCAUGUAUCAUGUCCUCGAGAAUGAAGAUGCACAACACAUCACGCGUGUUUAUUAUUUCCCGGAAGAAUCAAAUGAUGUCAUGGAAUACAAGGAUUUGAUCAUGCGAGGCACAACAUGGAUUGACUGGUUCAACCUAGAACAUACAUCGAUCUUGUAUUCAAGAGAUCCCGACAUUUACCGUUUUCGGAUUGCACCUCUUCCUACGAAUCUCAAUCAUCCUCCACAUUCAAUCAGCAUCCCAUUGGAUACAAUGAUACCUGGUGAACCGAUCAAACGAUACCAUCAACCCAAGUUCACUCAAAAGCAUCGUGUCGUCUUUGCUAGACUCUAUUCACCCGCCAAUGAAACUUAUCGCGUGUUCUCUGCUGAUGUACACAAGACCCGAGACUACUAUCAUGUCAAUAUUACAAUCACUGAUGGCAACACCACCACCAAUACAUGGAAGCAGCGUGAUAAGAGCGUCAUCAAUCCUACCAAGAUUUACAGCGAGGAGAACGUGCAGUAUAUGGCAUUCGUGGAUGGUACACAUCAGCUGCAUCAUGAUCGCGUUGAAACUAAAAUGCCACAACUUUCUCUGACUCGUUCCAAGGAUGGGAAGACAUUGGUGGUGCCUUUUAUUAAGAAUCAGUUCUUGACGGUGGAUUACACGGAUCGAGUGGAUGUGCUGAAAUACGACGAGGAGGAGAGCCGUUAUUUGUACAGGAACAAGGACAAGUCUAUUCUUCCCGAGUAUUACUUUUGGAGCUAUGGUGAUCGAUUGGAAACAGCCAGCGAAUACGAGAUCCCUAUGGGUGCCGAGUUGGAUGAGAGUGGAUCAUUACUAGCAGUGUGGACGGAUGCCAAUGUCAUUCACAUUUUCAAGCGUGAACCCGAACCACACCACCGUAUUGUGAAGCACAGCUGGUACCUGAGCAUGGUCGUCGCACCAACACAAGGAGAAUUAGAUGCUGCUGGGAUUGGAACCAUUACAUUUUACAAGCAUGAAAAAGACACAUACAUGGUUGUUGGGUUGCUAAACCAAGAGAUUCGAACAUACUCGAUGGAUCAAGUAGAAGAGGUCAAUGGAAUCCAAUUUUUGGAGUUUGUACGGGAACGCUGGGAUAUGCUGAUAGCAAUGUCGUUCAUCAUCUUAAUAUUCGUUAUCAAUGAGUCGCACAGCUCUUCACUUUGA